GCUGGGGACCUCUCAGCGGGAUCAUGUCCUUUGCAGCCUCCGAGGCAGGCCCCUGGCGUGCCAAGGAACCUGAGGCCGGCGCCCUGUUGGCCUGGCCCGAGCCAUAUGGCAGGCGUGUGCACCGGCGGCAUGCACUGUUGCAGGUGGUCUGGGAUGUCCCAACUGCCGUGCACAACGACGAGUCGCCCAUCACUCGCUAUGAGGUGCUGUGGAACGACCAGACCACCAUGUCAGCCACACAGAUGCUCACAACGUCGCCGGGCUUCAAGGAGGUGAGCCCUCCUGGUCCGCUCACGACCGGGAACACCAUCCGCUUCGAGGUGCGCGCCUGCAACAUCAACGAAUGCGGCGCCUACUCCACGAGGCUGGAUCUGGUAAUCGGAGGCCUGCCAGAGGCCCCCUCGGCGCCCUUCAUGGUCUCCUCCACCGGAACGGAGCUGACCUUGGGCUGGGACUACGUGGGCAAGGACAACGGCGGCGUGCCCCUGACACAGUACAACGUGAAAGUCUCCUCGGACGGUGGCAGCACUUACACGGCUGCAGGCAGUACGGCAGAUGCCUCGGUGUUCACGUUCACCUACACCUGCGGUGCCAGCCAGCUGUUCUUCUUCAAGGUGUCAGCUGUCAACGGUGUUGGCACUGGUGAGGGUGCCGAUUCCGACCCCGUGGGUCUCUACUGCGUUCCGCCUCCCGACACGCCAACGGCACCUGGCCUGACCAGCACGGCCUCCUCCUUGACGAUUGCUCUGUAUCAACCAACAGCGGGACAGCUCAACAACGCGCAGCACACCGGGUGGCGCAUUCUGGUGGAUGAUGUCAAUGAUGCGGACAACAUCUACGACGAACUGGAGGUAGCUGACACGACGAUUCUGUCCUACACCAUCACCACCGGCAUCACCACAGGGCACUACUACCGAGCGAAGCUGAAGCUCUGCUCAGUCGCGCACUGCAGCGCCGAGUCGGACGUUGGCGGCCCCGUCGUUGCGGCCUCGCCGCCCGAUGCUCCUGCACCCGUCUACGUUCUCUCGUCAACAAGCAACAGCAUCACCUUCACUUGGGAGUUCCCUGGCUCCAAUGGCGGAGCUGUCAUCGAAGGCUGGUACAUCUACGUUUCCAGCGAUGGGGAAACUUGGCCCGACGUCUCGAACCCUGACGACGGGAUCGCGGAUGUAAACAACCGGGAGUUCUACCUCGGUUGUGGAAACUGGUCGGCCAGCAACAUGAUGCUCUAUGUGAGGGUAGCUGCCUACAGCCAGGCCGGAACCGGCGCCCUCUCUGACACGCUGCAGUACCGAUGCUCGCCGCCGCCGGCCACUCCGGCGGCGCCCACACUGGUGGAUUCCAAUGCUGACAACAUCACCAUCGCCUGGACGGUGCCGACCAGCACGGACUUGGCCCAGUCUCUGCACCUGGGUACCAAGGUGCAGUACGACGAUGGCGCCGCCGGACCCUACACGACUGUCUCGCUCACGGACACGUUGCAGGUGCAGUACACGCUAACCGGGCUGUCUGCAGGCUUGACGUACAGGUUCCGCAUCCAGACGGUUUCGGAAACCGGGACCAGCGAGGCCUCCACAGCCUUGUCCGUCGUGGCGGCCUCCGUGCCGGAUGCUCCCGUGGUCUCGAUCGUCUCGACGUCGGAUACCACGCUGGAGUACUCCGCAGUGCUGUCGGGCUCUACAGGUGGGUCGCCUAUUACGGAAUGGCGGGCCUACAUCUCCAUUGACGGCGUGGCGUACCCGAUCAAUCCCAACAUCCCCACGGCCACCUUGGCUGCGGCCUUCACAAGCUACUCCUUCGACUGCACGAACUUUGCCGCCGCAGAUUGGAGUCAGCAGUACAUCUGGAUCAUCAUGUCCGCCGUCAGCAACGCCGGGGAGGGCGCCUUCUCCACCCCUCUGCAGCAGCGCUGCUCUGCCAUCCCGGGCACCCCAGCGGCUCCGGGUCUGGUCUCCUCCACCGCGAACGCCAUCACGCUCAGCUUCGACACCAACGGACUGAGCGGGGCCUUCCUGACGGGCUUCAAGAUCUACACGGACGAUGGCAACGGUGGGCCUUGGUCCAUGGACCUCGUGACGGACACCACGCAGAGGACCUUCACGAAGUCGGGGCUCAACGCCGGGUUGAACUAUCGCUUCAAGGUGGAGGUCGUCUCCGAAGUCGGCACCAGUGCUUCCUCGCCUGUAGCCACCUACGUCUCGGCCGCCGUCCCCGAUGCACCGACGGUGAGUGUGGCAAGCUCCACCAACAGCGACAUUGACUUGACCUGGGUGGCAGGUGGUGAUGGCGGUUCGGCCAUCACUCGCUGGCACGUCUUCACCUCCAAGGACGGAGCCACUUGGUCGGCGCUCGACAGUCCACAGUACACGAUCAUCACCCCCACCACGACGACUCAAACCGUCGACUGCACGGAUACCUUCAAAUGGUCAGGCUCCGAUGUGUCGCAAACCUACGUGUACUUGAGGGUGUCGGCUUUCAACGGAGCGGGCAUCGGUACUCCAUCCAACUCGUUCCGAUGGCGCUGCUCCGCUAAGCCGGGAACGCCUGCAAUCCCUGCCAAGGUGAGUGGCACCACCAACACCAUGACGAUCUCGUUCGCCCCCAAUGGCUUGAACGAAGCAGUGCUCUAUGGGUACAAGCUGUAUUACGACGACGGCUUAAGCGGCCCCUACACGGAGGUCUACGUGAGCUCGGGGGCCACGUCGCAGUACACGUUCACGGGCCUGACGCCUGCAUUGCCAUACCGCUUCUACCUGAAGGUGGUCUCCGAGGUGGGGGACAGCGAUGCAUCGCCGGUGCUCACGGCCGUUGCGGGCGCC
Molecule: messenger RNA, 2819 nt
Organism: Symbiodinium necroappetens
Lineage: Eukaryota; Dinophyceae; Suessiales; Symbiodiniaceae
Source: the annotation of a GenBank genome assembly